This is a messenger RNA of Entamoeba invadens IP1, 1509 nucleotides long. Its product is annotated as negative regulator of the PHO system, putative. Bases 1 to 1509 code for a protein of 502 amino acids. Gene Ontology annotation, biological process: protein phosphorylation. NCBI's taxonomy places the organism in Eukaryota, Evosea, Mastigamoebida, Endamoebidae. The record is from RefSeq and is a predicted model, not a curated record. Gene Ontology annotation, molecular function: protein kinase activity; ATP binding. The transcript has a single exon.
AUGUCAAUCACUGGCAACCUCUUUAAUUUGUCAUUGGAUGAUAUUAAUUACAAUAUAGAUACUGAUUUAGUUGGAAAUGGAUCAUUUGGUGCUGUCUACAAAGCUACACUAAAAGGCCUGAGAGUUGCAAUCAAAAUUCCACACAAUGAUAUGAAUUGUGAGGAAGUUACGUCUUAUCUUAAAGAAAUGGAAAUAAUGAAAGAAUCACAUUCUCCAAAUGUUGUUUUAUUUAUUGGAGUUGUACCUUCGGAUACCAAACCACUCUUUGUGACAGAAUUUGUGUCAUGUAAUUUAAACCGUUUCAUCCAUGAACGUGACAAACUGCCAAAUGGUUACUCCAAACUACCACUUGACUGUUAUAGUAAAGUCGAUUUGUUUUACCAAUGUUGUUUGGGAAUACAAUGGCUUCACAACAAACUUAAUAUCAUCCACAGAGAUAUCAAGCCAUCAAACUUUUUGAUUGAUGAGAAGGAACAAGUUAAAGUCUGUGACUUUGGCUUUGCUGUAAAAGUUACAAAGAAAAAGGGCGACAUGAAAUGCACUCCUUUAUAUGCGGCUCCAGAGGUCUUAGAAUCUAAAAAGGCGAUUGGAAAGGAGUCCGACAUAUACAGUCUUGCAAUGACUGGAUAUGAACUCUUCUAUGAGAAAGAACCAUUUUUUGAACACAAUGAAAUUGAUAAUAUUGACAUCCUGUUACGGGAACUUAAGAAUGGAAUUCGCCCAAUACUUCCUCAUCGUGUUUUGAACACUAAAAAUUGCCCAAGUGAUAUAGUGGACAUGAUGAAAAUACAUUUUGAAGACCUCAUUGACCAGAUCCCAAGUGAUGCAGAUAAUAUAUUCAAUACGGCUUGGGACUCUGAUGUUAAAAAGAGGCCCGAUAUCAAUAAACUUGUUGACACCAUUCGUUUGUUGAAAAUGAAGAGUGCUAAAUUAGACGACUCCGCAGUGGAAUUCUGGAAUAAAAACUUUUUGAAAAACGGCCGAUACGUCUUUUCUGUAUAUACUGAGCAAUUUGUUGAAGUUAUUUUAAAGUUGGUAAAACCGAAAAAAUGCAAUACCAAUGUUUUAAUAGACAAUUUGGGUAAAUCGGGAGAAGUGGAUUUGAAAAGGUUUCAAUUUUUAAUUCUUCAAUUUGGGAAUUUUUAUGAAGACAAAAAAGCAUUUGAAAAGAUGGAGGAGGUUUUCGAAGCCGAUUGGUGGUUUGGUAAAAUCACCAUGAACGACACGUUAAAACAAUUGAAAGACCAAGAAGAUGGCGUUUUUCUUGUACGAGAAAGUAAUCGUUUAUAUGACUACCCAUUCACCAUCUCAUUAAAAGAAAAUGGAAAUACAAUACAUAUAAGAUUGGGUGCGAAAAGAGAAGAUAAGAAAAAUGAUGUGCUUUAUUAUUUUAAUUUGAAAACUGUUGUUGUCAAGAAAAACACAAUUGGGGAAAUGUUGGAUGAACUUAAAAAACGUAAAAGAAUUACUUAUGCGUGUCCCAGAGAGAUAGUAGAUACAAUUUAUUAA